This is a messenger RNA of Gymnodraco acuticeps, 963 nucleotides long. Its product is annotated as odorant receptor 131-2-like. The transcript is spliced from 2 exons. Gene Ontology annotation, molecular function: G protein-coupled receptor activity. Gene Ontology annotation, biological process: G protein-coupled receptor signaling pathway. The coding region runs from base 1 to 963 and encodes 320 amino acids. Gene Ontology annotation, cellular component: membrane. NCBI's taxonomy places the organism in Eukaryota, Metazoa, Chordata, Actinopteri, Perciformes, Bathydraconidae. The record is from RefSeq and is a predicted model, not a curated record.
AUGAACGUCUCGUCUCUGAACUCCACCUCUCCGGGUUCUCGGAGCUUCGCCGAGGCCGUUUACAAGAACGUGAUCGUGACGGUUCUCUGCAUCGCCAUCAAUUACAUCAACGGCACCCUGAUACACACUUUCAGGAAGCACCAGAUCUUUUACUCCAACCCGCGCUACAUCCUCUUCAUCCACCUGGUGAUGAACGACAUGCUGCAGCUGACUCUCUCCACGCUGCUGCACAUCAUCAGCUACACCCUGAACACCUUCAGCGUCUCCUCCUGCCUCCUCCUCCUCAUCCUCGCCGUCAUGGCCACCUUCAACACGCCUCUUAAUCUGGCCGGCAUGGCGGUGGAGUGCUACGUCGCUAUCUGCCUCCCGCUGCACCACUGUAGGAUCUGCACUGUGAGAAACACCUUCAUCCUGAUGAGUCUCAUCUGGUUUGUCAGCUCUCUCUCCAUCAUGCCUGAUUUCUUCCUCCUUCUGGCCACCGAGCCCCUCAGCUUCUUCACGUCCAAAGUGUUGUGCGCCAGAGACUUUGUGUUCAGGAGUUCGUACAGUUUGAAGAAGAGAGACGCGUCGCACAUCGUGUGUCUAGUGCUGGUGUGGCUCACGCUGCUCUACACCUACUUCAGGAUCCUGUUUGCAGCCAAAGGAGCAAAAGGGGAUUCAAAGAAGGCCCGAAACACCAUCUUGCUGCACGGUUUCCAGCUUCUGCUCUGCAUGCUGACCUACGUUCGGCCCAUGUUCGAAGAGGCGCUGCUUUUUUUACUGCCGCGAAGACACGCUGACAUACGCUUCGCCUCGUACGUCUUCGUGCAGAUUAUCCCUCGCUUUGUGAGCCCCAUUGUGUACGGACUGAGAGACCAGAACUUCAGGAAGUACAUGAGGAGAUACCUGCUGUGUCGAGUAAUCAUGAGGAAAAACCACCUGGAGAACAACGCCGUGUCGGACAUGAAGCCUGCAGUCUCUUAG